Xenopus tropicalis (tropical clawed frog) is the source of this 1775-nucleotide messenger RNA. RefSeq names its product lin-37 DREAM MuvB core complex component (gene lin37). Lineage: Eukaryota; Metazoa; Chordata; Amphibia; Anura; Pipidae. The record is from RefSeq and is marked validated. Gene Ontology annotation, cellular component: transcription repressor complex.
CGGAGAUUUAAGCGCAGCGCGGACGGUUCGGAGUCGCCUGUAACCCCCAAUGAGAGACAUGGGGCUGAAUCAGUGCUGACAGAUCCUGCACGGUGAUGCUGGGGGAGAAAGGACAACUCUGCCUAUAGCCAGUAGGGUCCCUGACAGUUAUAUUGGGGGGUCCUUACACACUGCAGCGCCUCCUGCUGGUCACCUGGAGUCCCCGCUGUAGCAGCCAUGUCACUCGCCAAGGUGAAAGUGGAAAAAACAGACCUGGAGGCAGGGAGCGCUCGCAGCCGAUUGGAUGCUGUACUGCAGGGUCUCCUGGAUAGAAGCGAUGUGGACAGGGAUCAGAUGGAAGAUGAGACGGGGAAAGCUUCUACCGACCCGCACUGCAAAGACUCCUCCCCUUCUGCUGCUGGAAAAAGGCCCUCGGCGCGACUCUCUCACCAUCGGCGGAAGAAGAGAAAAGAGGAGGAUGGAAUAACGGAGAGCAGCCAGCCUAAAGCAAACACCUUCAUCAUCCGCCUGUUUGAUAGAAGCGUGGACCUGGCCCAGUUUUCAGAAGAAACCCCUCUGUAUCCUGUGUGCAGAGCUUGGCUCCGGAACGCUCCGUCAACGAGACCCCCCGAGCUCCCCCACACUCCCCCGCCGACAGAUGAUGGGGAAGGAGUGAAUGGGAGCAUUCAGAAUAUUUACCAUCUGCCCCCCCCGUUACCCAGCCCUGCGAGCCCCUCGGGGGAGCCCCUCAACCUGAGGAUCCCCUCCCCCCUUCCCCACGAGGAGGAGCCAUUAAAUCUCGACACAGCGCCUGAGUUGGCCCCCAGCACAUCCAACCUCAUCUAUGAGAAUAUGCACCGGUGGAAGAAGAUCCGGCAAAGGUGGAAAGACGCCUCGUACCGUAACCAGCAGCGCUACGGCCAGAGCAUGAAAAUCCUCAAGGAGAUGUACGAGCGCCAGUAAUGGGACCCGCCGUGCCAGCGCCGGAUUCCGUGCCAUUGGGGAAUGGGGUCCCGCCCACUUAGCAGUGGGAGCCAAUGAUUUUAAGCACAUUGGGGUGUUGCCACACCCCUUUUACGAGUUUCUUGUUUUAUAUGUUUAGCUAUAGACGUGCCCCUGCUAACUUUUAAUACAUUAUAGAAUGUCCUAUUCCUAGCAACUUGCAAUUGGUCCUCAUUAUUUCUGUUCUAACACUUUCAAACUUUUAAAACGGGGUCACUGACCCCAGCAGCCAAACCCUAUUGCUCUGUGAGGCUCCAGUUUUAUUGUUAUUGUUACUUUUUAUUCCUUAUCUUUCUAUUCAGCCCCUCUCCUAUUCAUAUACCUGUCUCUCAUCCAAACCACUCCCUGGUUGCUAAGGUAAUUUGGACCCUAGCAACUCUUUCCAGCUUUCAAAUGGGGGUCACUGACCCCGGCAGCCAAACCCUAUUGCUCUGUGAGGCUCCAGUUUUAUUGUUAUUGUUACUUUUUAUUCCUUAUCUGUCUAUUCAGCCCCUCCCCUAUUCAUAUACCUGUCUCCUAUUUUCUCCCUGGUUGCUAAGGUGAUAUGGACCCUAGCAACCAGAUAGCUGCUGAAGAAAAAGUGAAAUAACGAAAAAGUAAUAAAAAAUGAAGACCAAUUGCAAAUUAUCCCAGGACUUCAUUUUGAUUCAUUUCAAUUGAAUUUUAUACAAACAGGCCCCUCUGUACCAGGUAUAUUAGGCAGGAAGAGUUUAUGGUUCACGUUGGAAUCUCCUUACUAUACACACGUCGUUUGUUACUUGUUUUAAUGACAAUAAAAUUUUUAUUCCCAUUUA